AUGUACACACUGAAGGAAGUUGCGUCCUCCUCCCUGUCUCUAGCCGGGGAUAACUACAUCUACUCGAUUGUGCCUUCGUCUCGAACAGAGUUUGCAGCGAUCUCGUCCGAUGACUCGCUCCGCAUAUUCGAUGCGAGCAAACUCAGUCAUGCAUCCCUAGUGGCCAACAACGCGCACGAUGGAGUAACCUCAUUAGGGACGUAUGAUGCAAGCAAGCAGCUAGUGAUCACCGGAGGAAGAGACGGGAAGAUGAAACUUUGGGAUCUUCGUAACGGCAAGAAUACGGCGGUUGUCGCGGUGGAAACAUCCAAUCAGUCCCCCGUGCUAUCAAUAGCCAGUUGCUCUGAAACCAACAACAUUGUCGCCGGGACAGAACUCUUCUCCCAUCAGGCGAUUGUUUCAUUCUGGGACGUCAGAUCUCCCAACCAACCGCAUCUCCAGUACGUUGAGAGCCACAACGAUGAUGUAACUGAGCUUCAAUAUCAUCCAACCCGCCACAACAUUUUGCUCUCAGGGAGUACCGACGGUCUAGUUAACAUCUACGAUACAACAAUCACGGAUGAGGACGAAGCCCUCGUGCAGGUCAUCAACCACGGUUCCGUGCAUCAUGCUGGCUUUAUCAACGAGAAAACUAUCUACGCCCUGAGCCACGAUGAGGACUUCUCCAUCCACCCUGCCACAAACCCAGACAACCCGACACAGGAGCCUAAUCCCGUGCAGUUUGGUGAUCUGAGGCAACCGCUUAGCUGCGAGUAUAUCGCACAAGUCUGCGUCGGCAGCCAGGGGCCGUACAUUGCUGCAGGAAACAAGAUUGACAAACGACUGGAUCUGAUCCCUGUUGUCCCAACUCCCUCAUGGCACUUUGACGAGCAGAAUGUCUGGCGCCUCCCUGGCGGCCAUGGCGAAGAAGUCGUGCGCUCCGUCUACGUGGAUGAGCAGAAUCAAUCCGUAUUCACUUGCGGCGAGGACGGUUUCGUUCGUGCCUGGAAGCCUGAGGCAGACGUAGCGCAGGGUGGUUCGGAUACAUUGAUCGCAACACCACGGGCGAAGGAGAAGAAGCCUAAAGAGAAGGCUCGAUACAAGCCUUAUUAG
Messenger RNA from Aspergillus calidoustus, 1092 nucleotides. The record is from the annotation of a GenBank genome assembly. Lineage: Eukaryota; Fungi; Ascomycota; Eurotiomycetes; Eurotiales; Aspergillaceae.